Molecule: messenger RNA, 2868 nt
Organism: Nerophis lumbriciformis (worm pipefish)
Lineage: Eukaryota; Metazoa; Chordata; Actinopteri; Syngnathiformes; Syngnathidae
Gene: fbln7
Product: fibulin 7
Molecular function (GO): calcium ion binding
Source: RefSeq, a predicted model, not a curated record
AUCCAUCUUCAUGGACACCUGAUGAGCAUCCCCUAAAAACUUUUCAAGACCCCCCUGGAGGAAAAUAGUCAUCAUUUUGUAUUACUUUGGUGUGUUCGGUGCCACAAGAGGAACACUUUUGGUUACUGGACUUGUGAAAAGAUGUCUUUUUGGUGCAGGUGCUUGAUUUUGCUGUGUUUGUCAGCUACUCGUGGCCAUGCUGCAGUUCAGACCUGCAUGGAUAAGCACCAGGUGGUUGGGGUGCUACGACAGAUGGACAAGUUUCUGAAAGGCCAAGAAAUUCGGUUCACAGAAGGCCUCCGGAUAAUGAAGUCAAAACUGGCAACGCUGCAAAAUUCAGUCUCCAAACUGCCUCAAGCAGACCAGUCAGCUGCCCCCACCACCUGCCCCCAGCUGGAAGAACCGGAUCACGGAAUCAAGUUCGGCUCUAAGCAUCUGGUCGGACACGAGGUGCAUUUCACUUGCUCGCAGGGCUACCACCUGGUGGGCUCGGCCACACGUGUCUGCCAGGACAACGGAACGUGGAGUGGACCUGGCGUCUUUUGUAAAGACAUCAGCGAGUGUGCAAGUAACCCCUGCCAAAAUGGAGGCACAUGUGUGGAUGGUGUCAGUCAGUACAAAUGCACCUGCUCCCAGAACUGGAGUGGCUCCCACUGCCAGCACCAAACUCAGACAGCUCCUCCUGAGUGGAGCGUCAUGAACGAUCCAGCGUUUAGCCGAAAACCUCGCUGUGCCCAAGUGAACCGAGCCCAACACUGCAGCUGUGAUGCAGGCUUUCACAUGAGUGGCACAUCAGACAACAGUAUCUGCCAGGAUGUCAACGAGUGUGAAGUCUACCGUCUGGACCAGGGAGGCACGUUAUGCGUCCAUGAAUGUGUCAACGUGCCGGGCUCAUACCACUGCUCCUGCCCCAGCGGCUACAAGCUGCUCCCAGAUGGGCGGAGCUGUGAGGAUGUGGACGAAUGUUUAAACCAGCAGCACAACUGUAGCCGAGGAACAACAUGUAUCAACACAGGGGGAGGCUUUCAGUGUGUCAACCCAGACUGUCCCCGCUCCCAUGGCAACAUCACCUACGUCAAAACAUCUUCCUUUCAGUGUGAGAGGAACCCCUGCCCCAUGGACAGCCGCUCCUGCAACCUGGCUCCAAAGACGGUCUCCUUCCACUUCCUCUCCCUCCCUUCCAACUUGCAAACACCCGCCACCCUUUUCCGUAUGGCCACUGCGGGGGCCCCCGGGCGCGCGGGGCCCGACAGCCUGCGUUUCGGCAUCGUAGGAGGAAACUCCCGAGGCACUUUUGUCAUGCAGCGCUCGGACAGACAAACCGGCGAGCUGAUACUGGUCCAGCAGCUGCGCGGCCCACAGGAGAUCAGCGUGGACGUGGACAUGUCGGAAUAUGCCGACCGCACCUUUCAAGCAAAGCAUGUGGCCAGAGUCCACAUUCUGGUGUCACCCUACAACUUCUGAGGAACAGAUUGUACUGGUCACCUUCAUCACCUCGCAGGCCGAGCCUCGCUUUAUUUUGAAGUCAACUGUGCAACUGUCAUAAUAUUCCUAUUAGCACAAACAGCAGCAUUAGAAUGUCACUCAGUUGGAUCAGCAUCAAACAAAUAUUAUUUGUCAUUAGGAUGCAUGCUUUAAUGCUCUAGGACACAUGUAUCAAACUCAAGGCCCGGGGACCAAUUCUAUCCCACCACAUCAUUGCAAUGUGGACGCCAUAUCAUUUUAUUGAAGACCGCCACAUUUUAAAGUCCAUCCAUCCAUCCAUCUUCUUCCGCUUAUCCGAGGUCGGUCCCCAGCCACUUCGUCCAGCUCUUCCCGGGGGAUCCCGAGGCGUUCCAAGGCCAGCCGGGAGUCAUUUUAAAGUGCCCCGUCCAAUAAUUUUAACUUGGCCUACCACAUUAUGUUUAUUGUGGCCCUCCACGUCAUUUUAUGUGGUCCGCCACAUCAUUUAACUGUAAACCGCCAUGUUUUAAAGUGCCCCGUCCAAUACUUUUGAUGUGGCCCACCACAUAAUUUUUAUUGUGGCCCUACACGUCAUUUUAUGUGGUCCGCCACAUCAUUUUAAAGUGCCCGUCACAUCAUUUUACUAUAGACCGCCACAUUUUAAAAAGCCUCGUCCAAUAAUUUUGAAGUGGCCUACCACUUAAUUUUUAUUUUGGCCCUUCACGUCAUUUUAUGUGGUCCGCCACAUCAUUUUAAAGUGACCCUCCACGUCAUUUAACAAUAGACAGCCAGUUUUAAAGUGCCCCGUCCAAUAAUUUUGAUGUGGCCCUUCACGUCAUUUUUUGUGGUCCGCCACAUCAUUUUAAAGUGGCCCUCCACGUCCUUUUACUGUACACAGACAGUUUUAAAGUGCCCCGUCCAAUAUUUUUGAUGUGGCCUACCACAUCAUGUUUAUCGUGGCCCUCCACGUCAUUUUAUGUGGCCCGCAACAUCAUUUUCCUGUAGACCGCCACAUUUUAAAGUGCCCCAUCCAAUACUUUUGAUGUGGCCUACCACAUCAUGUUUAUUGUGGCCCGCCACGUCAUUUUAAAGUAGCCCUCCACGUAAUUUAACUGCAGACAGCCAGUUUUAAAGUGCCCUGUCAAAUAAUUUUAAUUUGGCCAACCACAUCAUGUUUAUUGUGGCCCUCCACGUCAUUUUAUGUGGUCCGCCACGUCAUUUUUACUGUAGACCGCAACGUUUUAAAGUGCCCCGUCCAGUAAUUAUUUUUUUUGCGGCCCACCACAUUAUUUUAUUUUGGCCCACUUUAUAAUUUUGAUGUGGCCCUCUACGUCAUUUUGUGGUCCGCCACAUCAUUUACGCGGCCCACUAUGUCAUUAUGGGAACCGCGAAAGGCUGGAAAUAAAAAAGCACCUUCUGGCUAAA